Molecule: messenger RNA, 1384 nt
Organism: Phalaenopsis equestris
Lineage: Eukaryota; Viridiplantae; Streptophyta; Magnoliopsida; Asparagales; Orchidaceae
Product: ubiquitin carboxyl-terminal hydrolase 23-like
Exons: 6
Biological process (GO): protein deubiquitination
Cellular component (GO): cytosol; nucleus
Molecular function (GO): cysteine-type endopeptidase activity; cysteine-type deubiquitinase activity
Source: RefSeq, a predicted model, not a curated record
AUAACCCCUCUAAGCCCUCUCUUUCGGCCAUGUGCCAUGUGAGGUAACGAAUAAGGAGAGGAAGAGAGCAGAGAACGCGGCGAGAGAGGAGAGACGAGUGAACGCGAAGCCGCUUGCCCUUAAAACCCUCACAAACUCUCUCUCCCCGCUUCUCUCUCUCAUCCUCUAUCUUAAUUUACCAUCGAUCCUUCAGGAGGCCUUGAGAAUUAGGUAUCUUCGCGGCAGAUCAAUCAUGGCGGCGGCAGCGGAGGAAGAGGCGCCAUCGAGCACGGAGGCGCAGCCGGAGAUGCAUCGUGAGAAUGAGAUCUACCUGGAUAGAAGAGAGUGUAAUGGAGUCCCGGCCAAUUUAGGGGAGUUGCGUUUCGAAACCCGAAAUCCCGGCAGCUCGGGCACCAGCAGGGUGGCGUCUGGGAGUGGCGUGAGAGUUGUAGAAGCGAAGAAUGUCGCUCCGGGGAAGAGACCGGUGGUUGGGGAGUUUCAUGAGCAUGGUUUUGAUCCGGAAUUAAGCUUCAGGAUUAGAUUCCAGAAAAUCGGCGCUGGUUUGGAAAAUCUUGGAAACACUUGUUUUUUGAAUUCGGUUCUGCAGUGCUUAACGUAUACGGAACCUUUUGCGGCGUAUUUGCAGAGCGGGAAGCACAAAUCUACUUGUCGCAAUGCUGGAUUUUGUGCUCUGUGUGCUCUUCAGAAUCAUGUCAUGGAUGCCCUACAAUCAACCGGGAAAAUAUUGAGACCAUUCCAUCUUGUCAAGAACUUGAGAUACAUAUCUAGCAAUUUUCGGUAUUCUAGACAAGAAGAUGCUCAUGAAUACAUGGUUAACUUGCUUGAAUCAAUGCACAAGUGCUGUUUGCCUAAUGGAGUCUCAAGUGAGUCUCCUAGUGCAUAUGAAAAGAGUCAAGUCCACAAGAUAUUUGGUGGCCAACUAAGGAGUCAGGUAAAAUGCUUGCGGUGCUCGUAUUCUUCCAAUAAUUUUGAUCCUUUCUUGGACUUGAGUCUGGAAAUAAUGAGAGCAGAUUCACUUUACAAAGCACUUACUCAUUUCACUGGUUUGGAACUACUAGAUGGUGGGGAGAGACUAUAUCAAUGUCAGCGCUGCAAAAAAAAAGUUGAGGCUUCCAAACAACUCACCAUUCAUAAGGCCCCUUAUGUGCUGGCCAUUCAUCUUAAGCGUUUUGAUUCGGGUAUUAAUGGAGAAAAACUUAGCAAGAAGGUGGUGUAUGGGCCCACAUUGAACCUGAACCCGUUCAUCAGUGACCCAUGCGAAGGUGAUUACAAAUAUACGCUGUACGGUGUUUUGGUUCAUGCUGGAUGGACAACCUAUUCUGGUCACUAUUUCUGCUUUGUUCGGACCUCAACUGGCCUGUGGUAUUGGCUUGAUGAUAACCAG